Malassezia globosa CBS 7966 is the source of this 486-nucleotide messenger RNA. RefSeq lists its product as uncharacterized. The record is from RefSeq and is a predicted model, not a curated record. NCBI's taxonomy places the organism in Eukaryota, Fungi, Basidiomycota, Malasseziomycetes, Malasseziales, Malasseziaceae. The transcript has a single exon. The coding region runs from base 1 to 486 and encodes 161 amino acids.
AUGGAUCAUCCCGAUGUGUAUGGCGGUAGAAAGGCCGUCACGUCCAAGACUCGCCAAGAUGCUGCUGUAAGUGAGGCUAAGAGCUCUGCGGAGUCCGCUGGAAAAGGCGGAAAGCAGGUGAAGUCGGCCGUCUCAGCAGCCGCGUCUUCUAUUGAACCUUUCACGCCCAGUCCCUCCGUGCUAAUAUUGACUGUACUGAUUAUUGUGCUACUAAUAUCGAACGUCUGGGUAUAUAUGCGAGGCUCCCCUGGUUCUAUGCGAGAUCCAAACAAUCCACACCGACUCUUGAUACCAACACGCCCGAAGCAGCUGGACAUGCGACAGGCAAACGUCGUCCUCCAGGACGAAGUACAGAAUCUGCUCGAUACUCUCGCGAAUUCCCGACGUAUCACGGAGGAAAUCGAACUAGAUUUGCGGGAGCUACAAAAGUUUAUUCAAAAAGAGAGCAAGCAUCGUCAUUCUAGAACGGCAUCCACUGAGUUGUAG